Teleopsis dalmanni is the source of this 1721-nucleotide messenger RNA. RefSeq lists its product as uncharacterized. The coding region runs from base 115 to 1605 and encodes 496 amino acids. The record is from RefSeq and is a predicted model, not a curated record. Lineage: Eukaryota; Metazoa; Arthropoda; Insecta; Diptera; Diopsidae. The transcript is spliced from 2 exons.
UAUUUUAAAAAUUUCUCGUCAAUUAUAUUUGCUAUGUAGCCAAAAGGUUUUAAAUUAACAGUGGACUUAAAAUUUAUUUUGCAUAUACUAUUUGAUUAAGUUUAUUUAAACAAAAUGUUUCCUCAGCGCUGUUUUUAUAUUUUGGCAGUCGUCAUUCUAGUGGAACUUUUUAUUUUCUCAAUCGCCUGGUAUGUGGAUAGUAUUUCUAAUCCCAUAUAUCCGGAACAUUUGAAAUUGGAUACCCUAGUGCGAGAGCCCACAAUCGAGCAAAUGAUUGAAGGUGUUGAUCAAGAACUGCACAAUUUGCCGUUUCAACUUUAUAUACAAAAUAAAGAUAAGGGUUAUGGCAUAAAUUCUACCUGCGCUCAAUAUCCCAAUAUUUUGCAUAUAAAGUUUCAUAAUAAUUUUUAUCAGGAAUUUGAAAAUUUAAAUGUGACUUUUGAACUGUUCGGAGCAUACUAUGACAAUCGAACUGCCUUUCCAGAUCAUCCAGUAAUACGAGUUUUGGCGAUGGUGAAUCAAAUUGAAGAGAAAUUUCCCACAAGUUACUGCCAGUUGUGGUAUGAAAAGCAAAAGGAACCUUUUAUUGUGCCCAUAACAAAAUACUUUCCAAUUUGGUUUAAGUAUUGGGGUGGUAAUCCAAAUGUUUUGUAUCCAUUUUUGAUAACAUGUGUGCUACCAAGGAAUAAGGUUUCUGAAGUACCACAAAGUGUAUCCAUUGUUGCUGAGGAAUGCGAAAGAGCUACAAAUCACUUGAAAGUUAUAUAUGAAUCACCAACACGAAAUAUCACGAAAGGUGGUUUUGCUGUUUGUUUGAAGAAUUUGGUGUUUCCAUUUGUUGAUAUAUCCGCACGCUUGGUAGAAUGGAUGGAAAUGAUGCGCAUACUUGGUGCUCAAGAAGUAAUUGCUUACUCAAUAACAGUACAUCCGAAUGUUACCAAAGUAAUAGAUUAUUAUAAGGAACAAGGUUUCUUAAGGGUAUAUCCUCAUUCCUAUGCACGUGGUGAACCUGUGUUUCCUUAUAUUAUGCGUUAUAUUAUGAAGCAUCACUAUCUUAAUAAGGUGUUGAACGAACUGUUGCCAUACAACGAUUGUUUUUAUAGAAAUUUAUAUAAAUAUGAUUAUGUGGCUUGUAUUGAUUUGGAUGAAGUAAUCAUGCCACUGGGUAAUUGGACAUCAUGGUAUGAUAUUGUUGAAUAUGCUGAAGAGCAUAAACGUCCAGGUUGCCAAACUCAUGUGAGUCUAUGCUUUCAAAACAUUUAUUUUCCAAAUUAUGAAAAAGAGGGAACUGAUUUAAUUAUUCCGAAAUACUUUCAUAUGCUACAACAUGUUCGGAGAGUCGAAAAACACUUGGACGUUGGUUUGGGAACAAAAUGUUUACAUAAUACAAAUUAUGCUAUAAUGCUACACCAUCAUUAUUGCUUCAAAUGGUUGGGUUGUGGUCCACUGCACAUAAAUUCCACUCUCGCUCAAUUACAACAUUAUCGGGACCCAGUAGACCAGCGUACAAUGAAUUUAACGAUAUUGGAUGAUAAUAUUUUGCGAUUUCAUAAAAAUUUAUUCAAACGGUCUAUGAGAGUUUUUUAUGAAUUGAACUUUCUUUAGAAACCGUCACAUCAAAAUUCAUGUUCAAAUUACAUCAAAAUAUUGAUUUCAUUUAAAACGAAAACAUUGUCUCUUUAUAUAGCUUGUGUGGUGAAUAAAAAAUAAUUUCCUUAAUG